AUGUUUUCAGUUGAUAACCACAAAAACGCCCCGCUGCGGCAUAUCAUCGUGGCUGCCCCGGGCGUCAACUGCUUGCGAGGAAAGUCUUUUCAGACUGCUGCAAGAAGGGGGGCCAUAGAGUUACUGGAACUCCUUGUAAGGAGCGCGCCCCAGCCUUCGUCGCUUUCCUCAGCAGUGCCCGUCGCUAUGAGACUCGUGGACUCUCGCCUAAGAAUGAACUUUAUGGUAAUACUCCUGGACCACGGAGCAAAAGGUCAUGCAGUCGACCAGGCUUUGACCGAGGCUAUUGGGGAGACGCCUCUGGACGAGGACUUGGUACUGUACUUCGUGAACAAAGCCAACGAUGACCAUCAUCAAGGGCAAGCUCUGUGCAAUGCGGUCAAGUGUGCUAACAAAAACAUCGUUGCAUCUGUCAUCAAGCUGCCUGCGACCGGAGACAGACUGGCAAAGCUUGACUUGCUGCUUCGAGCUGGAAUUGAGCAGGAGGGUCGCGACAAGGCCCUGGUGCAAGAGAUCAGCAAUGAGUCUCACAGCGACAUGGAUAUCAUCGAAAGGCUUCUAGAUCGUGGGGCAAGCUGCAACUAUGAUGGUGGAAAGUCGUUGGAACUUGCGGUCAGCUCACGAAACAAUCAAUUGCUCAGAUGUCUUAUCGACAGUAAAUGCGAGAGUGCUAUAUUAGCAAGAAUGUUGCCCUUUGCUAUGCAUAAUCCAGACAUGAAUACGAGAUAUGCAUGCAUGGCUCUACUUCUUAUUGGCGGUGCGACGGGUGAUCAGGUCAGUCGUGCAUUGGUCCAUGAAAUUCGAUUACUCAGAGGACAAGUUAUCAAACACGUCGUCUCAACGCCCACCGAGAAUGAAGUCUUGAAACUCCUUUUGGAAGGUAACGGAGCAUCACUGGUCCUGGCAUCGCUUAUUCCUCUUGCCAUGAAUCACGCACAAGAGUCUAGGCUGCAAAUACUUCAAACGCUCCUCGAAAACGGUGCGGGAGGGGCACAAGUCCAUGUUGCACUGAUAGACGCAGUGAAACAGGGACCACAUGCACAGCCAACCAUCGACAUGCUGUUGCGAUAUCAUGCUUCUGUUAACUACCAAAGUGGUGAAGCCAUAAGGAUCGCCGCCGCGGCAGGUCAAUUCGUCCAUCUUAGACUGUCUGCUCCAGAGGAAUCCCAACUCCGAGUAUCUGCCCGAGGCUCUCAGUCUUGCAAUGCAGACGCCAGCCGUGCAGACUGGCACAAACAUCCCGGAUCGAUUCAAGACCAUGCCCUUGUCGAACAUCUCAUCAAGAGCGGUGGGGAUCCGAAUUUUCGGAGUUGUGAAUCCGUGGUCAAGGCAACAGAGCAAGCUGAUAUUGAGUCGCUUAUACUAGUGACAAGAUCCAAAGUCUCGCACACGGUCUUCUUCGCGGCUUUCGCGGCGAAGUCAACUUCUAUUGAUAGAUGGCAAAGCAAACUCGACUUGCUGCUCAAUAUUGACAAGAUCCUCCCCGAGGGAGGGGCCGCUGGUCCUGCGGUUGAUUAG
Molecule: messenger RNA, 1518 nt
Organism: Letharia columbiana
Lineage: Eukaryota; Fungi; Ascomycota; Lecanoromycetes; Lecanorales; Parmeliaceae
Exons: 5
Coding region: 1-1518 (505 amino acids)
Source: RefSeq, a predicted model, not a curated record